CUUUACUGUGUGCUCUCUACUUAAAGGUGCCAACCCACUAGCCGUCCUAACCAGUUCAGCUGCUUCAACAUUUGGUUUUGCUACUUCUUGUAAACCAAACAAGGUCUUCAUCUUUUCAAAGUUGAAUUUGGGCAGUGGUAUUCAUUGUGUCAAUUACAAGGAGGGAUUAAUAGUAUUAUUACUGUAUUCUGACCUCCUUUUGAUACUAAUUUGAAGUAAUGAUUGUCUCUGCUCUUUUAACUUCUGUGGGAAUCAAUCUUGGCCUUUGCAUUUUAUUUUUCACAUUAUAUUCCAUACUGAGGAAGCAGCCAAGUAAUGCUAAUGUGUAUGGACCACGCUUGGUAGCUGAAGGAAAAUCUCAGCAAAAUAGUUGUUCCAACAUAGAGAGGUUAUUGCCUUCUCCUGGUUGGGUAAGAAGGGCAUGGCAACUUUCAGAGGAGGAAAUCUUGUCAACAACAGGCUUGGAUGCUGUGGUCUUAAUGCGUAUUUUCAUAUUCAGUUUAAGGGUGUUUUCUUGUGGUGGCAUUGUGGGAAUUCUCAUUCUUCUUCCAGUGAACUAUGUGGGUAAUCAACUAAGUGAUAUCGAUUUUUCUGAUUUGCCAAAUAAGUCUUUGGACAUAUUCAGCAUCUCUAAUGUAAAUAAUGGAUCAAAAAGGCUAUGGAUUCAUUUCUGUUCUAUAUAUGUUUUCACUGGAGUUGUCUGCUAUCUUCUUUAUUAUGAAUACAAAUAUAUUUCUUCAAAGAGGCUUGCUUACUUUUAUUCGUCCAAACCUCAACCGCACCACUUCACCAUUUUAGUUCGUAGUAUUCCUGCAUCUGCUGGGAGAAGCUUUGGCGAUAGUGUUGAGAGCUUUUUUACAGAGUAUCAUCCUGCUACCUAUCUAUCAAAUUUAGUGGUCCACCGAACAAAGAAACUUCAAGGUCUCAUUAAAGAUGCAAAGAUGCUAUAUAAAAGGCUUCUCCACUUGAGAUCAAAAGAUUCAAAUCAACAAAAGUUAAUGCGUGAUGGAUUCUUGGGACUGUUUGGACGUAAGGUUAACCCUAUUGAUCACUACGAAAAGAAGUUAGAAGAUCUAGAAGAACACGUACGAAUGGAGCAAUCAAAUCUUUCAGUGGCUGGGGAGGAAGUUCCAGCUGCUUUUGUGUCCUUCAAGUCCCGGUAUGGUGCUGCAAUUGCUUUGCACAUCCAACAGUCUGACAAUCCCAUAGAGUGGGUUACAGAGCAGGCUCCAGAGCCUCAUGAUGUUUAUUGGCCUUUCUUUUCUACAUCAUUUAUGCAAAGAUGGAUCUCAAAUCUGGUGGUCAUUGUUGCAUGUAUUCUCCUCACGAUUCUAUUCCUUGUUCCAGUUGUAUUUGUACAAACUCUUACCAAUCUAGAUCAGUUGGAGACCUUUCUGCCUUUUCUGAAAGGCAUAUUGACCAUAACAUUUGUUAGUCAAGUUAUUACAGGAUAUCUUCCCAGUCUCAUUCUUCUGUUGUUUCUGCAAACUGUUCCUCCCAUCAUGAAGAUCUUUUCCUCCAUGCAAGGAUAUAUCUCCCAUAGCCAGAUAGAAAUAAGUACUUGUAAGAAAGUACUUUGGUUUACCAUAUGGAACAUUUUCUUUGCAAAUGUAUUAUCUGGAUCAGUGCUAUAUCAAAUCAAUGUUUUCCUUGAGCCCAAGAAUAUUCCAGAAAAGCUGGCUGUAGCCGUUCCAGCACAGGCAUCAUUCUUCAUUACUUAUGUUGUCACAUCUGGCUGGACCAGUCUAUCAUCAGAACUAUUUCGUAUGAUCCCUCUCAUUUGGGAUUUUAUAAAAAGACAUUGUUCAGGAAGUUAUGCAGAUGAGUUUGAUGUUCCAUCCAUUCCUUAUCGCUGUGAGAUUCCUAGAAUUCUCUUUUUUGAGCUUCUUGGCAUAACAUAUUUCUUUCUGGCUCCAUUAAUUCUGCCUUUCCUCUUGGUUUAUUACUGUCUUGGAUACAUCAUCUAUCGGAACCAGCUAUUGAAUGUUUAUACACCCAAGUUUGAGACUGGUGGAAAGUUCUGGCCUAUUGUGCAUAAUUCAACAAUAUUUUCUUUGAUACUGAUGCAAGCUAUUGCGAUUGGAAUAUUUGGUCUAAAGAAGCUUCCUAUGGCAUCAAGCUUAACUAUUCCUCUUCUUAUUCUCACACUUCUGUUCCAUGAGUAUUGUCAGAAACGUUUCUUACCCAUUUUUGCUGCUUACUCUGCCGAGAGUUUGAUAAAGAAAGACAAAGAAAACGAGAAUGAUGCUUCAAUGACUGAUUUUCUUGACAAACUGGUUACUGCCUAUCGGGACCCAGCUUUGUUGCCAAUCCAGUACUCUGAAAAUCGUGACAGCCAUAAUUCUCCCCUUCUAUCAUCUACUCCAUUUUGAGUUUGGAACGGGAUUUCCUUUUCCUGUGCAGACUAUCCUCCACUCCCCCUUCCGUGGAAGAUGCAUGGUGAUUUGUGGUAAUGAUAGUGGCCAGGACAAUCGAUCAAAAGUGUAUUCUAACACAUUUGGAGUGAUGUGGUUGCUGCUGUCUUUUCUGUAUAUCAUCGUUGUACAGGACAGAACCCUAUUAUGUCCAUGUUUCAUGUUAGUAAAGUAAGAUCGAUUGCUUUUGUUUUCUCUGUAAGUUGCAACCAAAGAUUGUUGUAUGCUUUUUAAGGAAAAAAAAACGUAGUUUGUCCAACA
Messenger RNA from Nelumbo nucifera (sacred lotus), 2675 nucleotides. Its product is annotated as hyperosmolality-gated Ca2+ permeable channel 2.3-like. Gene Ontology annotation, molecular function: calcium-activated cation channel activity. Gene Ontology annotation, cellular component: plasma membrane. The record is from RefSeq and is a predicted model, not a curated record. Lineage: Eukaryota; Viridiplantae; Streptophyta; Magnoliopsida; Proteales; Nelumbonaceae.